UAGCGCUCUAGCCACAGGACCACAAUGGGGACCUCUAAGGUGACACCCGUAUGGGUGCUGGUAUGGAUGGCGGUAAUCAUUGGACAAACUACCUCAGAAACAGGUCCAACAAAGGUUAAUGUGAUUCCAACAAUGGCAAAGAUACAAAUGCUUGCAGGAGCGAGUCCUGUGCACAACGAUCAGGUCUGCAGCACAUGGGGCAACUACCACUUCAAGACCUUUGACGGAGACAUCUUCCAGCUGCCGUCCGACUGCAACUACAUCCUGACGUCUCAGUGUAAGAGCAGCUACGAAGACUUCAACAUCCAGCUGAGGCGCGAGGAUGUGGACGGAGAGCCCACCAUCAGCACAAUCACCAUGAAGCUCGAGGGCAAUGCGGUGGUGCUGGCCAAGGGAUCCGUCUCCGUCAAUGGGAAGAUUGUGACACUGCCAUUCGGUGAAGGUGGGGUUUUCAUUGAGAAGACAGCAUCCUACAUUGCCAUCAAGGCAAAGCUGGGGCUCUUGGCCGCCUGGGAUGAGAAUGACGCCUUCAUGGUGGAGCUGGACAAAAAGUAUGCAAACCAAACUUGUGGCUUGUGUGGAGACUUCAAUGGUGUCAAGACAUACAACGAAUUUGUCACAAGUGCUGGUGCAAAAAUUUCAAAUGUUGACUAUGGAGACAUCUGGAAGAUGGAUGGCCCAACUGAAAGCUGUAAUGAAAAACCUCAACCAGAACCUGCGCAGAAAUGCUCUGAUUUUACGGUGGCAUGUGAACAGCUGCUUUCCAGCCCGGCCUUGAAGGCCUGUGGUGAUGUGGUGGACAUUGAGCCAUACGUCCAGGCCUGUGUGGAGGACAUGUGCCAGUGCCAGAACGCCUCAGACUUCUUCUGCCUGUGCAGCACCCUGGCUGAGUUCUCACGCCAGUGCAUCCACGCUGGGGGAAAGCCCGGGGAGUGGAGAUCUCCGCAGUUCUGCCCUAAGACCUGCCCCGACAACAUGGUUUACCAGGAGUGUGGAAGUCCAUGCAUGGACACCUGUUCAAACCCUGACAGGGGACAGGUGUGUGAGGAGCACUGUCUGGAUGGAUGCUUCUGCCCACAAGGUACCGUGAUUGAUGAUGUCACUGGGAAGGGAUGCAUCAGUUUGGCUGAGUGCUCUUGCGUCAUGAAUGGAAAGAUCUAUCAACCAGGAGAGUCUUAUUCCAGCAGCUGUGAAAACUGCACGUGUGGUUCAGGAGUGUGGACUUGCAAAGCAGGGGACUGCCCAGCAACCUGCUCGGUGGAGGGGGGCUCUCACAUCAUCACCUAUGAUGGCAUGGACUACACCUUCCAUGGUGACUGCUCAUACCUGCUCACUAAGCCAUGUGGUGGGACAGACUUCACAGUUCUUGGAGAUAUCGUUAAAUGUGGCUUGACUGAAACAGAAACCUGUUUAAAGGCUGUGACACUGGCUGUGUCUGACAACACGGUGAUAAACAUCCAGGCCAAUGGGAAGGUGUUUGUUAACAGGAUCUACUCCCAGUUGCCCCUCUCCACAGCCGGUGUUGAGAUCGUCGAGGCCUCAACCUUUUUCAUCGUGGUUCAGACCGUGUCCGGCAUUCAGUUGGAGAUCCAGCUCUCCCCCAUCAUGCAGGUGUUCAUCACCGCAGGGCCCCAGUACAAGCAGAAGCUGUGCGGUCUGUGUGGAAACUUCAAUGAUGUCCAGGCGGAUGACUUCCUGACGAUGAGUGGCAUCAUUUCGGGCACGGCCGCCCCCUUCGCCAACACCUGGAAGGCCCGCUCUAACUGCCCCGACGUCACCAGCAGCCUGAGCAACCCCUGCAGCCUCAGUGUCGACAACGAGAAGUAUGCCCAGAAGUGGUGUGGCCUGCUCACUGAUCCCAAUGAGGUUUUUGCCCCAUGCCACAGCAUAAUCAACCCAGACGUCUACAAAGAGAACUGCAUGUAUGACAGCUGUAACUGUGAGAAGAGUGAGGACUGCAUGUGUGCUGCCCUCUCCUCCUACGUGCAUGCGUGUGCAGCCAAAGGCGUCCAGCUGAACGGAUGGAGAGACACCGCCUGCAGGAAAUAUGCCGAUAGCUGCCCCAGCAACAUGGUCUACGCCUACAACAUUCAAAGCAACGACCGCACUUGCCGCUGCUACAGCGAGCCCGACUUCACCUGCUCCAUGGCCUACGCCCCCGUGGACGGCUGCAUCUGCCCCAAGGGAACCUACCUGGACGAGGGAGGCAAGUGCGUCACGCCAGCCAGCUGCCCCUGCUACUACCAGGGCCAAGUCAUCCCUCCGGGAGAGGUCAUCAGCAAGGACGACACCACCUGCACAUGCAAAGCUGGCAAACUCAGUUGCAUGGGAGAACAUACCCACCUUACAACUUGCAAGGCCCCCAUGGUCUACUUCAACUGCUCCAGCGUUGAUAGUGCAUCCAAAGGCGCAGAGUGCCAGAGGAGUUGCCAGACCCUUCACAUGCCCUGUAUCAGCUCUGAGUGCACCUCUGGCUGCGUGUGUCCUGCUGGUCUGGUCUCCGAUGGAAAAGGGGGAUGUAUCAAGGAGGACGAGUGCCCCUGUUACCACAAUGGGGAUCAGUACAAACCUGGAGCAAGCAUCAAGAUGGACUGUAAUAAAUGCACCUGCAAGGACAGGAGAUGGGAGUGCACAACAGACCUGUGCCACGGCACCUGUGCCAUCUAUGGGGAUGGCCACUACAUCACCUUUGAUGGGAAGAGAUUCAACUUUGAUGGUAGCUGUGAAUACAUCCUGACUGAGAACUACUGUGCACAUGGAAGUACCAAUGGGACCUUUAGAGUGAUCACUGAGAAUGUACCUUGUGGGAACACCGGGACCACCUGUUCCAAAGCCAUCAAAAUGUUUUUGGGGGGCACAGAGUUGAUACUGACCGAUGGAGGUUACCAAGUGGUCAAGAGACAAGGCCCAGAGGUUCCCUACCAGAUCCGCACCAUGGGCAUCUACCUUGUGGUCGAAGCAAACAAUGGGCUGAUCCUCAUGUGGGACAGGAGAACCAGUCUGUUCAUCAAGCUCAGUCCAUCAUAUAAGGGUCAUGUUUGUGGCUUGUGUGGAAACUAUGAUGGAAAUGCCAACAACGAUUUUGGCACAAGAAACCUUGGACAGGCUAUAAAGGCCCUGGACUUUGGGAACAGCUGGAAGGUCUCCCCCAGUUGCCCCGACGUGAAAAAGAUCCCAACGCCCUGCACAGCCAACCCUUACAGGAAGUCCUGGGCUCAGAAAAAGUGCAGCCUUAUCAUAAGUCAAGUUUUUGCUAAAUGCCACGCACAGGUGGACCCAUCUCCAUUUUACGAUGCUUGCGUGAGUGACUCGUGCGCCUGUGAUAGCGGUGGAGACUGUGAGUGCUUCUGCACAGCAGUGGCAGCUUACGCGGCUGCCUGCAAUGAAGCUGGAGUCUGUGUUGCUUGGAGAAGUCCGGACAUUUGUCCUCUCUUCUGUGACUACUACAACCCACCGGGCGAGUGUGAGUGGCACUACAAACCCUGUGGAGCUCCAUGCCAGAAGACCUGCAGGAACCCCACCGGCCAAUGCUCCCAGCAGAUACCGGCCCUGGAAGGCUGCUACCCACAGUGCCCUGCUGAUGAGCCGUUCUUUGACGAAAACACCAUGAAGUGUGUACGAAAGGACACAUGUCCAUGUUAUGAUGAUGAGGGCAGAAUCUACAUCUCCGGACAGAAGGUCCCUACCACUGCCAACUGUACUACAUGUGAAUGCACUCCAAAUGGCAUCAACUGCGUUCGCGAUUCAAAGGCUUGCACCUGUACAUACGACCAUAAGGAGUACUACUACGGUCAGACCAUUUAUAACACAACGGAUGGACUGGGAAGCUGCAUUACAGCCAUUUGUGGAGAAAAUGGGGUUGUUAUUAGGUCAAUCUAUCCAUGUCCAACUCCUUCCCCAUCCACCACAACUUUUACCUUCACCAGCUCCUUAACGCCGACACCAUCUACAACAACACCAACUCCAACAACUAAGCCACACAAUUGUGGAUGUGCAUGGUCAGAAUGGAUAAAUGUUGAUUAUCCACAAUUUGGUCCGGACGGAGGUGACAAUGAAUCUAUCAGUAACAUCAUUAAGAAAGGCUACAAAAUCUGUAAAAAACCAACAAACAUCAGUUGCCAAGCAGUCCGCUAUCCAGGAGUUCCUCUGUCAAAAUUGGAUCAAAAGGUGACCUGCAACACAGAAGUAGGGCUAAUUUGUGAAAACAAAAAUCAGUGGCCAGUCCCAGUCUGUUUCGACUAUGAGAUUAAAGUAGAGUGUUGUGAUGAGCCAUGUCCAAUAACACCGACAACUACACCAACGACUACUCCUACAACAACUACAACGACUACACCUACAACCACUACAACCACUACACCUACAACUACAACCACUACCACAGGAACUCCCUCAACAACGCCAACAACUACACCAGGUACAAGUACUACUACUCCCGGCUGUGUUUGUGAGUGGUCUGACUGGAUAAAUGCUGGACAACCAACACCUGGCCCUGAUGGUGGAGACUCUGAAUCCAUUUCCCAGCUCAUCAGCUCAGGACGUAUUUCAUGCAGUCAUCCAGUGAAGGUAGAGUGCAGGUCCAAGAUGUAUCCAAAUUUACCAAUCUCUGAAUUGGGCCAAGACGUCACUUGCAACCCGUUUGUUGGACUUGUUUGCUUGAACAAAAACCAAGGCCUGAAAAAGUUGUGCUUUGAUUAUGAAAUCAGAGUACAGUGUUGUCACGGACAAAUGUGCCCUACACCUUCACCACUUCCUAUAACAACGACUACACCUACAACCACUACGCCUACUACAACUACAUCAACUACUACUCCAACAACUACGCCAACAACUACACCACCUACAACAACAACUACACCUACAACCACUACAACUACUACAACUACAACCACUACCCCAGAAACUCCCACAACGCCAACAACUACACCAAGUACAACAAGUCCCACUACUCCCAGCUGUGUUUGUGAGUGGUCUGACUGGAUAAAUGCUGGACAACCAACACCUGGCCCUGAUGGUGGAGACUCUGAAUCCAUUUCCCAGCUCAUCAGCUCAGGACGUAUUUCAUGCAGUCAUCCAGUGAAGGUAGAGUGCAGGUCCAAGAUGUAUCCAAAUUUACCAAUCUCUGAAUUGGGCCAAGACGUCACUUGUAACCCAUUUGUUGGACUUGUUUGCUUGAACAAAAACCAAGGCCUGAAAAAGUUGUGCUUUGAUUAUGAAAUCAGAGUACAGUGUUGUCAUGGACAAACGUGCCCUACACCACUUACACCUACAACAACAACGACUACACCCACAACCACUACAACUACUACAACUACAACCACUACCCCAGAAACUCCCACAACGCCAACAACUACACCAAGUACAACAAGUACUACUACUCCCAGCUGUGUUUGUGAGUGGUCUGACUGGAUAAAUGCUGGACAACCAACACCUGGCCCUGAUGGUGGAGACUCUGAAUCCAUUUCCCAGCUCAUCAGCUCAGGACGUAUUUCAUGCAGUCAUCCAGUGAAGGUAGAGUGCAGGUCCAAGAUGUAUCCAAAUUUACCAAUCUCUGAAUUGGGCCAAGACGUCACUUGCAACCCGUUUGUUGGACUUGUUUGCUUGAACAAAAACCAAGGCCUGAAAAAGUUGUGCUUUGAUUAUGAAAUCAGAGUACAGUGUUGUCACGGACAAAUGUGCCCUACACCACUUCCACCUACAACAACAACGACUACACCUACAACCACUACGCCUACUACAACUACAAUCCCUACCCCAGAAACUCCCACAACAACGCCAACAACUACACCAAGUACAACAAGUGCUACUACUCCCGGCUGUGUUUGUGAGUGGUCUGACUGGAUAAAUGCUGGACAACCAACACCUGGCCCUGAUGGUGGAGACUCUGAAUCCAUUUCCCAGCUCAUCAGCUCAGGACGUAUUUCAUGCAGUCAUCCAGUGAAGGUAGAGUGCAGGUCCAAGAUGUAUCCAAAUUUACCAAUCUCUGAAUUGGGCCAAGACGUCACUUGCAACCCGUUUGUUGGACUUGUUUGCUUGAACAAAAACCAAGGCCUGAAAAAGUUGUGCUUUGAUUAUGAAAUCAGAGUACAGUGUUGUCACGGACAAAUGUGCCCUACACCACUUCCACCAACAACAACAACGACUACACCCACAACCACUACAACUACUACAACUACAACCACUACCCCAGAAACUCCCACAACAACGCCAACAACUACACCAAGUACAACAAGUCCCACUACUCCCAGCUGUGUUUGUGAGUGGUCUGACUGGAUAAAUGCUGGACAACCAACACCUGGCCCUGAUGGUGGAGACUCUGAAUCCAUUUCCCAGCUCAUCAGCUCAGGACGUAUUUCAUGCAGUCAUCCAGUGAAGGUAGAGUGCAGGUCCAAGAUGUAUCCAAAUUUACCAAUCUCUGAAUUGGGCCAAGACGUCACUUGCAACCCGUUUGUUGGACUUGUUUGCUUGAACAAAAACCAAGGCCUGAAAAAGUUGUGCUUUGAUUAUGAAAUCAGAGUACAGUGUUGUCACGGACAAAUGUGCCCUACACCACUUCCACCUACAACAACAACGACUACACCCACAACCACUACAACUACUACAACUACAACCACUACCCCAGAAACUCCCACAACAACGCCAACAACUACACCAAGUACAACAAGUCCCACUACUCCCAGCUGUGUUUGUGAGUGGUCUGACUGGAUAAAUGCUGGACAACCAACACCUGGCCCUGAUGGUGGAGACUCUGAAUCCAUUUCCCAGCUCAUCAGCUCAGGACGUAUUUCAUGCAGUCAUCCAGUGAAGGUAGAGUGCAGGUCCAAGAUGUAUCCAAAUUUACCAAUCUCUGAAUUGGGCCAAGACGUCACUUGCAACCCGUUUGUUGGACUUGUUUGCUUGAACAAAAACCAAGGCCUGAAAAAGUUGUGCUUUGAUUAUGAAAUCAGAGUACAGUGUUGUCACGGACAAAUGUGCCCUACACCACUUCCACCUACAACAACAACGACUACACCCACAACCACUACAACUACUACAACUACAACCACUACCCCAGAAACUCCCACAACAACGCCAACAACUACACCAGGUACAACAAGUCCCACUACUCCCAGCUGUGUUUGUGAGUGGUCUGACUGGAUAAAUGCUGGACAACCAACACCUGGCCCUGAUGGUGGAGACUCUGAAUCCAUUUCCCAGCUCAUCAGCUCAGGACGUAUUUCAUGCAGUCAUCCAGUGAAGGUAGAGUGCAGGUCCAAGAUGUAUCCAAAUUUACCAAUCUCUGAAUUGGGCCAAGACGUCACUUGCAACCCGUUUGUUGGACUUGUUUGCUUGAACAAAAACCAAGGCCUGAAAAAGUUGUGCUUUGAUUAUGAAAUCAGAGUACAGUGUUGUCAUGGACAAACGUGCCCUACACCACUUACACCUACAACAACAACGACUACACCCACAACCACUACAACUACUACAACUACAACCACUACCCCAGAAACUCCCACAACAACGCCAACAACUACACCAAGUACAACAAGUACUACUACUCCCAGCUGUGUUUGUGAGUGGUCUGACUGGAUAAAUGCUGGACAACCAACACCUGGCCCUGAUGGUGGAGACUCUGAAUCCAUUUCCCAGCUCAUCAGCUCAGGACGUAUUUCAUGCAGUCAUCCAGUGAAGGUAGAGUGCAGGUCCAAGAUGUAUCCAAAUUUACCAAUCUCUGAAUUGGGCCAAGACGUCACUUGCAACCCGUUUGUUGGACUUGUUUGCUUGAACAAAAACCAAGGCCUGAAAAAGUUGUGCUUUGAUUAUGAAAUCAGAGUACAGUGUUGUCAUGGACAAAUGUGCCCUACACCAUCACCACUUCCACCUACAACAACAACGACUACACCUACAACCACUACGCCUACUCCAACUACAUCAACUACUACUCCAACAACUACGCCAACAACUACACCAGGUACAAGUACUACUACUCCCGGCUGUGUUUGUGAGUGGUCUGACUGGAUAAAUGCUGGACAACCAACACCUGGCCCUGAUGGUGGAGACUCUGAAUCCAUUUCCCAGCUCAUCAGCUCAGGACGUAUUUCAUGCAGUCAUCCAGUGAAGGUAGAGUGCAGGUCCAAGAUGUAUCCAAAUUUACCAAUCUCUGAAUUGGGCCAAGACGUCACUUGUAACCCAUUUGUUGGACUUGUUUGCUUGAACAAAAACCAAGGCCUGAAAAAGUUGUGCUUUGAUUAUGAAAUCAGAGUACAGUGUUGUCAUGGACAAACGUGCCCUACACCUUCACCACUUCCACCUACAACAACAACGACUACACCUACAACCACUACAACUACUACAACUACAACCACUACCCCAGAAACUCCCACAACGCCAACAACUACACCAAGUACAACAAGUACUACUACUCCCGGCUGUGUUUGUGAGUGGUCUGACUGGAUAAAUGCUGGACAACCAACACCUGGCCCUGAUGGUGGAGACUCUGAAUCCAUUUCCCAGCUUAUCAGCUCAGGAAGUAUUUCAUGCAGUCAUCCAGUGAAGGUAGAGUGCAGGUCCAAGAUGUAUCCAAAUUUACCAAUCUCUGAAUUGGGCCAAGACGUCACUUGCAACCCGUUUGUUGGACUUGUUUGCUUGAACAAAAACCAAGGCCUGAAAAAGUUGUGCUUUGAUUAUGAAAUCAGAGUACAGUGUUGUCAUGGAAAAACGUGCCCUACACCUUCACCACUUCCACCUACAACAACAACGACUACACCCACAACCACUACAACUACUACAACUACAACCACUACCCCAGAAACUCCCACAACAACGCCAACAACUACACCAAGUACAACAAGUACUACUACUCCCAGCUGUGUUUGUGAGUGGUCUGACUGGAUAAAUGCUGGACAACCAACACCUGGCCCUGAUGGUGGAGACUCUGAAUCCAUUUCCCAGCUCAUCAGCUCAGGACGUAUUUCAUGCAGUCAUCCAGUGAAGGUAGAGUGCAGGUCCAAGAUGUAUCCAAAUUUACCAAUCUCUGAAUUGGGCCAAGACGUCACUUGCAACCCGUUUGUUGGACUUGUUUGCUUGAACAAAAACCAAGGCCUGAAAAAGUUGUGCUUUGAUUAUGAAAUCAGAGUACAGUGUUGUCAUGGACAAACGUGCCCUACACCACUUCCACCUACAACAACAACGACUACACCCACAACCACUACAACUACUACAACUACAACCACUACCCCAGAAACUCCCACAACAACGCCAACAACUACACCAAGUACAACAAGUACUACUACUCCCAGCUGUGUUUGUGAGUGGUCUGACUGGAUAAAUGCUGGACAACCAACACCUGGCCCUGAUGGUGGAGACUCUGAAUCCAUUUCCCAGCUCAUCAGCUCAGGACGUAUUUCAUGCAGUCAUCCAGUGAAGGUAGAGUGCAGGUCCAAGAUGUAUCCAAAUUUACCAAUCUCUGAAUUGGGCCAAGACGUCACUUGCAACCCGUUUGUUGGACUUGUUUGCUUGAACAAAAACCAAGGCCUGAAAAAGUUGUGUUUUGAUUAUGAAAUCAGAGUACAGUGUUGUCAUGGACAAAUGUGCCCUACACCAUCACCACAUCCACCUAUAACAACAACCACUACACCUACAACCACUAUGCCUACUCCAACUACAUCAACUACCCCAGAAACUCCCACAACAACGCCAACAACUACACCAAGUACAACAAGUACUACUACUCCCAGCUGUGUUUGUGAGUGGUCUGACUGGAUAAAUGCUGGACAACCAACACCUGGCCCUGAUGGUGGAGACUCUGAAUCCAUUUCCCAGCUCAUCAGCUCAGGACGUAUUUCAUGCAGUCAUCCAGUGAAGGUAGAGUGCAGGUCCAAGAUGUAUCCAAAUUUACCAAUCUCUGAAUUGGGCCAAGACGUCACUUGCAACCCGUUUGUUGGACUUGUUUGCUUGAACAAAAACCAAGGCCUGAAAAAGUUGUGCUUUGAUUAUGAAAUCAGAGUACAGUGUUGUCAUGGACAAACGUGCCCUACACCAUCACCACUUCCACCUACAACAACAACGACUACACCUACAACCACUACGCCUACUCCAACUACAUCAACUACUCCAACAACUACGCCAACAACUACACCAGGUACAAGUACUACUACUCCCAGCUGUGUUUGUGAGUGGUCUGACUGGAUAAAUGCUGGACAACCAACACCUGGCCCUGAUGGUGGAGACUCUGAAUCCAUUUCCCAGCUCAUCAGCUCAGGAAGUAUUUCAUGCAGUCAUCCAGUGAAGGUAGAGUGCAGGUCCAAGAUGUAUCCAAAUUUACCAAUCUCUGAAUUGGGCCAAGACGUCACUUGCAACCCGUUUGUUGGACUUGUUUGCUUGAACAAAAACCAAGGCCUGAAAAAGUUGUGCUUUGAUUAUGAAAUCAGAGUACAGUGUUGUCAUGGACAAAUGUGCCCUACACCACUUCCACCUACAACAACAACGACUACACCCACAACCACUACAACUACUACAACUACAACCACUACCCCAGAAACUCCCACAACAACGCCAACAACUACACCAAGUACAACAAGUACUACUACUCCCAGCUGUGUUUGUGAGUGGUCUGACUGGAUAAAUGCUGGACAACCAACACCUGGCCCUGAUGGUGGAGACUCUGAAUCCAUUUCCCAGCUCAUCAGCUCAGGACGUAUUUCAUGCAGUCAUCCAGUGAAGGUAGAGUGCAGGUCCAAGAUGUAUCCAAAUUUACCAAUCUCUGAAUUGGGCCAAGACGUCACUUGCAACCCGUUUGUUGGACUUGUUUGCUUGAACAAAAACCAAGGCCUGCAAAAGUUGUGCUUUGAUUAUGAAAUCAGAGUACAGUGUUGUCAUGGACAAAUGUGCCCUACACCUUCACCACUUCCACUUACAACAACAACGACUACACCUACAACCACUACAACUACUACAACUACAACCACUACCCCAGAAACUCCCACAACGCCAACAACUACACCAAGUACAACAAGUACUACUACUCCCAGCUGUGUUUGUGAGUGGUCUGACUGGAUAAAUGCUGGACAACCAACACCUGGCCCUGAUGGUGGAGACUCUGAAUCCAUUUCCCAGCUCAUCAGCUCAGGACGUAUUUCAUGCAGUCAUCCAGUGAAGGUAGAGUGCAGGUCCAAGAUGUAUCCAAAUUUACCAAUCUCUGAAUUGGGCCAAGACGUCACUUGCAACCCGUUUGUUGGACUUGUUUGCUUGAACAAAAACCAAGGCCUGAAAAAGUUGUGCUUUGAUUACGAAAUCAGAGUACAGUGUUGUCAUGGACUAAUGUGCCCUACACCAUCACCACUUCCACCUACAACAACAACAACUACACCUACAACCACUACAACUACUACACCUACAACUACUACUACAACUACAACCACUACCACAGAAUCUCCUUCUACAACAGCAUCAUCCACAUCACACAGUACAGUUACUGUGACUCCUACCUCCAGCACAACUGUCACAUCAACCACACCCUUCAUUCCUAUUACGGGAACAACAACAACAACAACUCCACCAAUUACAUCACACCAGAUAAUUGGUUGUCUCUAUGAUGGCAAAUUUUAUUCCGCAAAUUCUGUCAUUUAUAAUAAAACGGAUGCGCAUGGAUGUUCUUAUUUCGCCAUUUGCCUGAAAAACCAGACAAUAAUUAAGGGCAUUACAUGUCCACCCACACCUGCUCCUACAACUCCUUCAACUCCUCCACCCACAACACUUACAACAACUUCUAUGUCUACAACCAAAUCACCCUUCAUAUUUUGUGAACCAUACCAUGUACCGAAUGGAACAAUAUGGAUUGAUGCUAAGAAUGACUGCAAAAAUCUUACAUGCGUCAAUGGUAACGUCCACCAGUUUGAUAGGUUCAUCUGUACGCAUGAACAAGAUCCUAUAUGUCAAAAUGGAUUUAAACCAGUAACAGUGUACGAUGAGACAACAAAAAAUUGCUGCUUCAAAAAGGAGUGCCAAUGUCACUGUUAUGGCUGGGGCGAUCCACAUUAUGUGACAUUUGAUGGAACAUACUAUGACUUUCAAGGAAACUGCUCUUACGUCUUGGUUAAAGAGAUCAUUCCAAGAUACAACUUCAGCAUCAUCAUUGAUAACGUUUACUGUGGUUCAGUAGAUGGCGUCUCAUGUCCUAAAUCGUUGACUAUUUACUACAAGUCUUAUGAAAUCUACUUGGGUCAAGACCGUUCUUAUGAAAAUGUUACAAACCUGAUAUAUGUCAAUCACAAACGCAUCCAUCCAGCCUACAAAUCGCCUGACGGCAGUUUUGAGAUCACAGACAAUGGUAUUGAAGCAUUGCUGGUCAUUCCUGCCAUUGGGGCCCAGGUGAUGUUCUCGGGUCUGCAGUUCAGUGUUGACCUGCCAUGGAGUAAAUUCUUCAACAACACAGAGGGACAAUGUGGAACAUGUGACAACAAUCGCACAGAUGACUGCCGUUUACCAAAUGGAACGAUUGACUCCUCUUGCCAGGACAUGGCCCACUAUUGGAGAACUGACAACUGUACAGCCCCGAAGCCUCAUCCCACACCUACACCUUGUUCACCCGAAGUCAAAGCUAUCUGUAAAGUCAUCGCUAGCAAGAUAUUUGAGUCCUGUCAUAACCUUAUCGCCUACGAGCGAUUUUUGCUGGGUUGUGAGUUUGAUGUAUGCCAUGGCCUACCUGCUUGUGCCAGCAUUCAGACCUAUGCCCAGCAAUGUGCAUUAGCUGGUAUAUGUGUUGACUGGAGACCAGCGACAGGAAAAGUGUGCGAGUUCAAGUGUACACCACCCCUUGAGUAUGGAGCCUGUGGUAAACAAAUCCCACCCACAUGCGAUCUCAGCUAUAAUUAUAACUUCAUUUACCUGAAGAAUGAUUUCAUGGCUUACACACAAAUGGAAUGGGAGGGAUGCUACUGCCCUAAUGGAACAAUUCUCCUUCAUCCAGAGUCUAAUAUAUGUGUCCCUCACUGUGAUAUCUGCCUGAGGGGUGACGAAAUCGUAAAGGUUAAUGACAGUUGGACUGAUGGUUGCAAGCAGUGCCAAUGUGUGAAGCCAAAUGAUUAUACCUCGCCUCUAGUCAUAUGUCAGCCUCGGCCUUGUCCCACUAAACCCCCAGUCAUAUGUACUGAGCUGGGCCAGGUUACUGUGAUAGAAGAGGUGAACUGCUGCCAAGAGCACAAAUGUGUGUGCAAUGUCAGCACUUGUCCCAGCCGGCCGGACCAGUGUCCAGUAGGCUACAAGCUGGAGGUCAACAUGGGAGUGUGUUGUCCCAGUUACAAGUGUGUGCCUAAACCUGUUUGUGUAUUCAACAACACCGAGUACCCGGUUGGCAGCAGUGUGCCGAAGAGAGAUUGUGAAAAGUGUGUGUGCAGUGAUAAAAUGGAGGAGGAUGGCAAACUGCACGAGAUUACAUGUGAGCCUAUCAAAUGCAACACUGUCUGCCCAGUGGGUUUCGAGCUUCAGAGUAAACCUGGAGAAUGUUGUAAGUCAUGUGUCCAGGUCGAAUGCGUGGUCCAGUAUUCAGGAAACCUCACCCAUACUAUUCCAGUUGGCGGUAUCUGGAUUCCAUCUGACAACAAGUGUGAAAAGUAUGAGUGUGUGGAGCUUGUUGGCCACUUCGUUGUAAUCAAGGCUGAGAUCGAGUGUCCUCUCUUCAACCCUCACAACUGCAUUUCUGGAACUGAAGUGCUGGCACCUGAUGGUUGUUGCCGUACCUGCAUUCGUAAGUGUAACGUGACAACAGAGUCCACCUACCUGCAGCACAAUGGUUGCACGUCAUCCACGAAGGUCGCUAUCAACAGCUGCCAAGGUCUUUGUCAGUCAAUGUACCGGUAUUCUUAUACGUCUGGCAUGGCUGAGCACUCCUGCUCUUGUUGCCAGGCGAUAUCCUCCACCAAGAAAGAAGCUGAAAUGCUAUGCCCCGACGGGACAAAGUCCAGCUACUCAUAUGAUUACAUUGAACUAUGCGGCUGUCUGCAGUCCAACUGUGUCACCAUGAAGAACGCGAUCCCCAAAACCCUUAAGGGGAAAGUUUAAAAGGCUUUAAGACAUCCGUGCUGGAUGCAAUUUUAUAACAAAUUACUUCAUCUAUUUAUGUCACCCAUUGACUGUAGUUUUUAGGACCUGCUUUUGUAUCCUUUCUAAUCCAAUAUGAAUAAAAUAGCUUGGAUGCAUA
This is a messenger RNA of Engraulis encrasicolus (European anchovy), 14173 nucleotides long. RefSeq names its product mucin 5.1, oligomeric mucus/gel-forming (gene muc5.1). Bases 25 to 14034 code for a protein of 4669 amino acids. Gene Ontology annotation, cellular component: extracellular matrix. The transcript is spliced from 48 exons. Gene Ontology annotation, molecular function: protein binding. Lineage: Eukaryota; Metazoa; Chordata; Actinopteri; Clupeiformes; Engraulidae. The record is from RefSeq and is a predicted model, not a curated record.